CGCGAGAUCAGUUUCAUUCUAAAUUUUGAAGUGAAUUUUGGAAAGCCAAAAUAAAUUAAUUAAUUAUGACAACGUACACCGAUAAAGGACCGAAACCAGAAGCUGGAAAAUUUCUUGCAUUCGAUCAUUUGACAUUUUACGUAAGCAAUGCAAAGCAAGCAGCAUCAUAUUAUGUAACGCGAAUGGGAUUUGAUUAUCUUGCUUAUCAAGGUUUAGAAACUGGCAACAGAAAAAACGCAAAACAUGUCGUGAAGCAAAAUAAAAUCAUUUUCAUUUUUGUCUCGCCAUACGACACAAACAACGCAGAGUUCGGAGAACAUUUGAUAAAGCAUGGUGACGGUGUCAAAGAUAUUUCAUUUGAAGUUGAAGAUCUUGAUGCUAUCGUUGCGAAAGCACGUGAACGUGGCGCUAACAUUCUUCAUGAUGUCACAACAGAAUCCGAUGACUUUGGAAGUGUUCGAUUUGCGAUUCUUCAAACGUAUGGUGACACCACCCACACUUUGAUUGACCGGAAAGGAUACAAAGGAAUAUUCCUUCCCGGUUACAAACCACAUUACAUUGUAAACGAUGCGCUUCAAAAAUAUCUGCCAAAAAUCAAUUUGCGGUUUAUUGAUCACGUCGUAGGGAAUCAACCUGAUUUAGAUAUGGAACCAGUUGCUGAAUGGUAUGUUCGUUGUUUGAUGUUCCAUCGUUUCUGGUCGGUUGAUGAUUCGCAAAUUCAUACGGAAUAUUCGGCACUUCGUUCAAUCGUGGUGACAAAUUAUGAAGAAACUGUUAAGAUGCCGAUCAAUGAACCAGCAAAUGGGAAAAAGAAAUCACAAAUUCAAGAAUAUGUUGAUUAUUAUGGGGGUGGUGGAGUUCAACAUAUUGCAUUGAACACCGACGACAUUAUUGAAGCCAUCACAAAAUUGAAAAUGAGAGGGAUGGAGUUUCUUCAAGUGCCUGACACAUACUACGACAUGCUGAAAGAACGUCUAAAGGCUGACAAAUUUCAGAUCAAAGAAGACCUUGAAGUGCUUCGAAAGCUUAAAAUUUUAAUCGAUUACGAUGAGAACGGAUAUUUGUUGCAAAUCUUUACAAAAAAUAUGCAAGAUAGACCAACCCUCUUCUGUGAAGUGAUUCAACGUCGUAAUCACAAUGGUUUUGGAGCGGGUAAUUUCAAAGCACUUUUUGAAGCAAUCGAGAUGGAUCAAGCGCAGCGUGGAAAUUUCUUUCAUUUGAAAAUGUAUUCAAAUGAGCCCUUGUUGAAGAAAGAAAGAAAACAUUCGACAAGCUCAAAGAAACGAAGUAAGAAAGGAACAUGGGGAUCGAGAGAGCGCACCAGUAUGUCAUUUCUCAUUGUAAUCGCUUUCUUCGCUAUAUUUGGUAUCAUCAUACUGACAGAGGUACUCAUGAUAGAUGAUAGAAAUAGCGUAACUGUAAGGCGAACAAGCGUCAAUCGAUUCAGUGAAUCAAUUCCUGACUACGAGGAUGUCAAGGAAGACUACGCUGAUGACAGUGGAAUUUUCGUUCGUGAACAUAGAUUUGGUGUUGGUGCCCUUGGAAAUUUAUUCAAGAAGAGUAAAAAAUCCGAUCCAUCAAUUCAAGAGAAGAUGAUGCAAGGCAUCCCAGUAGUUCCAGAUUCUGAUCCCAAUGCGGUGCCUUGGGGACAAAUGUUGCCAAUUAAUAUUGAAGCCAAUCUCCCGCCAUAUCCCAGUGAUGUGAAGCCAAAAGAUGGCACAUGGCAGGUUGUGAAUGGAACACGAUUCAAAUUUUUCGUGUUCUCUGCUUUUUAUGAUCGUCGUGACGGACGAAUGAUUCGAGUGAUAGGAGCUACAAAGACACGUGGACCGGAAAAGGUUUGGUGUCGAAUGUGGUAUCCAGUUGAUGGAAAUUAUACAAGACUUCGAUCAAUCUCAGUUAUGGCACGAGUUAAAGUUAUUCGAGAAAAUUGGAAUCUCAAAUAUAGCGCGUGUUUUAUAUUAUGUCCAUUAAGAAAUUCCAAUCUCGAUGUUCCAUAUUCUGUUAGUAUCGUCAGUAAGCUUCGAUCGCCACCAGGGAACAUUCUUAUGUUGCGAAACACUGACAGCGAUCCUGAUUUUGCCAAUCAUAGUGUCACAAACAUUCCCAAUAAGAUUGCGGUAUGUGUAAAGCCGUUGCACUUCAACUAUGAUCAGGAUCUUUAUAUGCUCGAAUUUCUUGAACUCAACAACCUUCUUGGAGUGUCACAUUUCACGUUCUAUAAUCAUACAAUUGGACCGAAAGCGACAUGUAUUUUGAAGCAUUAUAUGGAGGGUAAAAUUGUACAACACUCUGCAGGCAGUAACUCAAUUGGACGAUCUAGUAGUGGCGAUAAGAAUACAACCGAAACAGCUCCAUCACCGAAAAUCACCGUAGAUUUAUUGCCUUGGAAUUUGAAGAUGAAAUCGCAAAAGGAAAUUCGAACUGAGGGUUUAUUUGCCUCGUUAAAUGACUGCUUAUAUCGAAGCAUGUACAGAUAUUCUCACGUUGCUUUAAUUGACUUGGAUGAAUUUAUUAUUCCGAGAUACAACGACACUAUAAGUGAAUUGUUAGAAUGGUUAUCCAAACGAAUAAACAAUAAAAACACGGGCGCUUUUUCAUUUCAAAAUGCUUUUUUUUAUUUGCAAUUUGCAAACGACGCAACGAUUUAUGAUAAAGCGUCAACAAAUCCACAGCUUCGAGCGUCACUUGUGACACAGAAAAAAACGAGAAGGAGACAAAAACUUCAUCCACAAAAGCAAAGGUCAAAAUAUAUUUGCAAACCUGAAGCUGUUAUCGAAGCAGGAAAUCAUUUCGUGUGGGAAUUUUGUCCCGGUCGGGGUUCUUUAAAUGUUCCAUCGAGUUCAGCCAUAUUGCACCAUUAUCGAGUUUGUGAGUUUGGUGGCGAUGAUUGCGUCAAGACACCGUCUGUCGAAGAUAGGACGGCACAUAAGUAUGGAUCUCGACUGGUAGAACGAGUUAGUGCAAUUUAUGAGCAACUCAAAGCUCCUUGUAAACUUUCUAGUCUUCCGAUUCUUCCGACCCGUCCUCCACCCACUAGAAAGAAAACGUUGAGGAUUGGAAAGUUAGGAAAGAAUUCAAGCGGAAACAACAUGACCAUCUCGCAGCUCGUGGAACAGCAGGAUGUCAAAAUAAAGAAAAUUGUUUUUCCAUAAAGUUCUCAACUCCCUCUACGAAGAAUGUUUUUACACUUAAAAUCCACACCCAGCCCAUCAUCAUAGUACCAUAAGACAACAAAAAAUACGGAAUAAAUUUGAAAUUUCAAUAUGAAAAAAUGGUGCUUGAUGGGAUAUCGCGGUACGGGUGAAAGAAUUCAUUUUCAAAGAUUUUUAUUCAAACCAAUCUCAAUUUUCUCGGUCUUCAGCAUCGACAAGAUAAAAAUAAAAAUAUUCGCGGGUGAUAAUUAAUUAUUAUAAAUAAACAAAUAUUGGAAGAUGGUGAAAAACAGCCACACAUAAUUUAUCUAAAUUAUUUAAAUCAGUCUUCGAUCCGAAAAUUUAAGUGAGAAUUUGUUAACAUGACGUGAGAACAAGAAAGAAAAUUUAAUUGAUUUUCCUUUCCCUUCAUUUGAAACGAUGACGAAUAUUCAUGCAAUGCCGCAUAUAUUAGCAAUUUUUCACAUUCAUGAACCUACACGUGUUUAUGAAGUAAAUUUUAGCGUUCAUUUGUUGAAUAUUUAUAGAACUACAAAAUAUAAUUAAUUUCCAUAGAUUGACGUCUUUCUUUUUAUUAUUAUUUGUAAUUCGAGUGUCAAAACAAUUGAUUGAUCUAAUGAAUAUAUGCUGAUGACUUUAUCAAUAGUUACUUACUUAUCAACGAAGCCAAACAUUUACAGUCUUUUAGAUUUAGCGUUGCAAUGCAACUCACGAGAAUUUGAUCAGGAAGAAAUUUAAUUUAUUUAUAAGCUUUUAAACAAGCCAAAAGUUAAAAAAGUAAAUAAAUAAACUCCCACGUGUGUGAAAUAAUCGAAUCAAUAGGAAUUGAUGACAAGACAAAAAGAAAUAAAUAAAAAAACAUCGACAUGAUUGAAUUACAAUUGAAUUGACGGAUUACAUGUUGGAAUUCAUUUUAAAUGGAAAUUAAUUGAUGCUGUGCUUCACAUCAGCGAAACUCAAAAGAAAACAUAAAUUUACACAUUUUCAAGCUUCAACAAAUGAGUGUCAAUGACGUCAUUCAUUCUUACUUUUCUCUUCAAAUCAAAACUACUCAUAAAACUAAUCUCAUCCUUGUCUUGAUCAAGAAAUUCAUAAAAACGUUCCAAUAAGUAGGAAAUUAAUCUGUAUCAGUCAUCAGCAGAGUAGAUUUGUUAGCUAAAGAGAAAAAGAUUGAUAAAGAUACGGAAAUUUAUCGUUCGCAUCAAGACUAAAAUAUAAGUAAAAAUCUAUUAACAUAAAAUCAUUAAUUUCUCUAAGGAUGUUGAAGAAGAGAGAAAAAAAAGAAAAGAUUAUUGAUAUGUUAAUUGUGUCUUUCAGAAACAACAAAAACGUUUCUCCGCCCACACAUUUUAUUUGAUGAAAAACGAUUAAAUGUUCUUUUUCACCCUCGGCAUGAGACAACAGAUAAUUAAGAGAAAAUUAAGUUGUACAUUUUGUAGAUUGGUACCGGAAAAAAAUAAUAAUGUAGAACAUUAACCUAUUCAAAUGUAUUUAAUAAAUUGAUACGAGAAAUAAUGAAAAUGAUAUUCAUAUCACACAAUGAAGUCAAA
Molecule: messenger RNA, 4705 nt
Organism: Clunio marinus
Lineage: Eukaryota; Metazoa; Arthropoda; Insecta; Diptera; Chironomidae
Source: the annotation of a GenBank genome assembly